Brassica napus (rape) is the source of this 1516-nucleotide messenger RNA. RefSeq names its product K(+) efflux antiporter 1, chloroplastic-like. The record is from RefSeq and is a predicted model, not a curated record. The transcript has 9 exons. Bases 441 to 1112 code for a protein of 223 amino acids. Gene Ontology annotation, cellular component: membrane; chloroplast. Gene Ontology annotation, biological process: proton transmembrane transport. Gene Ontology annotation, molecular function: potassium:proton antiporter activity. Lineage: Eukaryota; Viridiplantae; Streptophyta; Magnoliopsida; Brassicales; Brassicaceae.
ACUCCGCGUUUGUCGAUUGAAUCUUCGAGGUAUCCGCGUCGUUCUCCGUUAAAGUCGACGGCUCCACUUCUCUCUUUCUCUCUCUCGGCGGCUCCACGUUUCGCGAUUCUCUCCGUCGAUGACUCCGCCUUGUUGUGGUGAAAUCUCGAGGACUCCGCUUCUCUCUUUCUCUCCUCGAUGAAUCCCCGUUUCUGUCGUGUUCUUACCCCGUCGAUGAAGAGCCAGCCUCUGUCUCGUGAUCUUCCCCCGACGAUGAAGACUCCGCCUCUGUUCUCUCACUCGGUGGAUCUCCUCAGCUGACUGCGAGGAAAUCAAAUCGAUAGAUGGAAUUAUCAACAGACAUGAAGGUUGGUUAAAGAAGACAACCGCAAACAGAGUUUUCCUUGCAAGUAGAAUCAGAUAUUGCUCCUUAUCGUGGUCUUCUGCUGGGUCUUUUCUUCAUGACGGUUGGCAUGUCUAUUGAUCCGAAACUUCUUCUCUCUAACUUCCCCGUCGUAAUUGGGACUUUGGGACUCUUGAUAUUGGGCAAGACUAUAUUAGUCGUUGUCAUGGGAAAGUUGUUCGGAAUUUCAGUCAUAUCUGCAAUUAGAGCCGGUCUUCUUCUGGCCCCUGGUGGAGAGUUUGCAUUUGUUGCUUUUGGAGAAGCUGUCAAUCAGGGUAUAAUGUCUCCUCAGCUAUCUUCGUUGCUGUUUCUUGUGGUGGGAAUCUCAAUGGCUAUCACACCUUGGUUAGCUGCUGGUGGCCAGUUAAUUGCAUCCCGGUUUGAGUUGCAUGAUGUUAGAAGUUUAUUGCCGGUUGAAAGUGAGACGGAUGAUUUGCAGGAUCACAUAAUUAUUUGCGGAUUGGACGAGUUGGGCAGGUUUAUACAUUAUCUGAACUUCUUCAGCUUAUGCUCUUUGGACGAGAACAUUUGUGUAGAUAGUCUGUGUCACAGUGUAUGUGGGAGUUUCCAACUUCUUGUCCAUUGUAUAUUUGUUACUUGCAGUGAAAGUGAGACGGAUGAUUUGCAGGAUCACAUAAUUAUUUGCGGAUUUGGACGAGUUGGUCAGAUAAUUGCUCAGCUUCUCUCAGAAAGACUUAUCCCAUUCGUUGCCCUCGAUGUCAGCAGGUGAAGUUACCAACCUCAGAAAUAGCAAACACGAUCAACGAGUUCAGGAACCGUCACCUAUCUGAACUAACGGAGCUAUGUGAAGCAAGCAGAAGCUCGCUGGGGUAUGGUUUUUCGAGGACGACGACGACUAAGCCUAAAACUCAAACGUCGGAUGCAACUGAGGAGAACCAGAUCAUCGAAGGAAGUGGUUCACUCGCCAUCUGAUGUGCCUCUUUCUUCUAAGAACAAACUUUUAAUAUUCUAGUGUUGGCCAUUGAACACAGAUGUCACAUUCAUAUAAGCUACCUGGCUGAUGAUGAUGGUCCUUUUGGAGGGAGUUUUAUUCAAUUAAUUGUUCUCCUUUAAUCAAAAAAAUAUAUAUAUUAGGACACAGUCUCGGUAAUAAAUACAAAAACAUUUGUGUAA